UCCAACUUCACGUAAGUAAAAUAACAUAACCUAUAAAAAGCGUGAAGAUUUCGCCUGCAGACACGAUUUAAUAAGUUUUUCGAACAGUAAUCAUGCAAUUACCUCCUGUUUUUAUAGAUAUUACUCCUGAAGAUCAGGCGCAAGAACUUCGAGCAUAUUUGAAGAGUUUAGGAGCCGAGAUAUCUGAAGAGAAGUCUCCAAAAGGUAUUGAAGAUGAUCUCCAUAAAAUCAUUGGUGUAUGUGACGCUUGUUUCCGUGAAGAGAAGGAAGAUGAAGUUGAGACAGUGUUAAAUGACAUCGUGUCAAUAAUGGUUUUGAUUCCAAUGGAAAGAGCAGAGAACAUUAUUCUUGCGUUUUGUGAAAAACUUACCAAAGCUCCUGGUCAGAGGCUCAGUGAAGUUUGUUUGAGAGCAUUGUGGCUUCUCUUUCAGUCUUUAGAUGAGAGGUCACCUAUGAGAUAUCAUGUCUAUUAUCAUUUGAUUCAAAUAGCAAAACAAACUGAUCAAGUUAAAAGUGUUUUUAGAGAUAUUGAACACCUAAAACAACAGUUUGCUCAGUCUCCCCCAUCAAGUGAACAAUUACAAAAGCUGUACCGUCUUUUACAUGAAGUUUUAUUAAAAAGUAAUCAAAGUGAGCAGGCUGCUAAAGUUAUGAUUGAACUUUUGGGAACUUACACCUCUGAAAACGCUUCACAAGCCCGAGAAGAUGCGAUUCGUUGCAUUGUUUCAGCCCUGGCAGACCCUAACACAUUCCUUUUAGAUCCUCUCUUAUCUUUGAAGCCAGUGAAGUUUUUAGAAGGAGAAUUAAUUCACGAUUUGCUUUCUAUCUUUGUAAGUGAAAAUUUACAGAGUUAUCUAAACUUUUAUAAGAAUCACAAAGAAUUCGUUACGUCGCAUUUGGGGCUUAAUCACGAAGAGAAUAUGCGCAAAAUGAGGCUACUUUCUUUUAUGCAAAUGGCUGAGACAAAUCCCGAAAUUACCUUUCAGUCGAUUGAAAGUGAACUUCAACUUGCACAAAAUGAGGUAGAACCUUUCAUAAUUGAAGUUCUUAAAACUAAACUGGUCAAAGCUCGAAUGGAUCAAUCUGCAAGGAAAGUGUAUACUUCAAGCACUAUGCACAGGACCUUUGGUAGGGCACAGUGGCAACAGUUACGAGACCUACUGCAUUGCUGGAAAACGGACCUUCAAGGUGUUCAAGAUCAUUUAAAAACGAUCACUGCUGCCCAAUUAGAAAUGAUGAAUCAGCAAUGAAGAUAUUGGGGAAAACUACAAAGCAAAAAUCAAACUACUAAAACUAAUUGUAAAUACAAAAAAAAAAUAAAAACACAUAAAUUAGUAGACAAACAAUAAGAAUGAUUCAAAUCAUGCAUUUAAUUUUAUACUCAAUUGAUAAAAAUUAAAGUUUCAAGGAUACAAAAUAAAGAGGAAAUACUGUUUAAUAAAAGAAUAAGGUGCAUGCAACCUAUAACGAAAUUAAUAUUCAUCCUAACGUUAAUAGUAUAUGAAAUUACAAAAAAUACAUGAACAGUUUGUUUAAAGUUGCCUGAUAUACAAAAUACUUUCACAAGAAAAGAAUACAAAAGUAUUUGAUUGUUACUUUGUACUUGACUUAAUUCCAUCAGUUUGUUACUUCCAAAAAAGUAUAAUAGAAGAUAUAAGAAUAAAUAAUAAUAAAUAAUUAUUGAAAAG
Molecule: messenger RNA, 1688 nt
Organism: Agrilus planipennis (emerald ash borer)
Lineage: Eukaryota; Metazoa; Arthropoda; Insecta; Coleoptera; Buprestidae
Gene: eIF3m
Product: eukaryotic translation initiation factor 3 subunit M
Exons: 7
Coding region: 93-1250 (385 amino acids)
Biological process (GO): cytoplasmic translational initiation
Cellular component (GO): eukaryotic translation initiation factor 3 complex; cytoplasm
Molecular function (GO): translation initiation factor activity
Source: RefSeq, a predicted model, not a curated record